Dufourea novaeangliae is the source of this 1467-nucleotide messenger RNA. Its product is annotated as protein amnionless-like. Gene Ontology annotation, cellular component: endocytic vesicle; apical plasma membrane. The transcript is spliced from 6 exons. Bases 1 to 1455 code for a protein of 484 amino acids. The record is from RefSeq and is a predicted model, not a curated record. Lineage: Eukaryota; Metazoa; Arthropoda; Insecta; Hymenoptera; Halictidae. Gene Ontology annotation, biological process: intracellular protein localization; receptor-mediated endocytosis.
AUGAAGGUUGAAAUUUGUUAUGGAACAUUAAUGGUGUUUGCGUUUACAACGGCACCAAGUUUGGGAAUACAGAAAUCUUGGCUGCCAGAUUUGGAAUGGCGAACCGUAAAGAAUUGGAUGGAUAAUCGGGUACCUGAAGACGAUAACCACGUGAUUUUCCCCUUAGAGACUAGACACGCCGUGGGUAUGCCGAUUUCUGGCGAUCAUCGAUUUUCUGAGAUCGAUCUGGCUAGGUCUGGGUCUUUGGUUUUACCUAGAGACGGAAGCCUACAGUUAAAUGAUUUACGAAAAUCUCCAAAGAGGAUCAGUCGAUGGCUAAAGGAGGGUCAUUUGUUUUGGGCAGAUCCUCAGAACUGGAACGGAAGUUCUGAAGCUGCACCUCAUCUCGAGCAAGUCCCCUGUCGUCAGGACGAUAUAAUUCUGCCGAGUAAACAACGAACGUUCAGCGUUCUUAUGCCAAUGAGAAAGAUCGAGGUGAGAUCGGUUAGAAUAGCGGACGAGAAAAAUCCGUUGGAAUCGUGGCAGUGGAUGGAAAUGGAAAACCAAAGGGAGUUCGAUAAAGGAAUAUUUACUGUGGCAUACGCUGACUACAGUUGUGAGAAGUGUCCCUGUCAGAACGAUCCGAAAGGCGACUACUUGGAGGAGAUCUGCGCGAUUCAGAGACCAAAGUGCGGAUUUACACCUUGCGAAUUUCCCUUAACAGUGGAGGGCCACUGUUGUCGGUACUGCGGCGGCCGGCUGUCUUUGUCGAGCAAAGCGUCUUUGUCGAUGGUACGAGCGGCGGCGAGCGAAGCCCUGGAAGGAUAUGCGGAAAGAGUCGCGUGGCACGUAAGACGUUGCUGGGACGGAACGGCGGAGGUUCUGAUAAAGGAAAAGGGCGACUAUUCCGGAAUCGAUAUUCUGGAAGCGGUCGAGAAUAUGAGGAGGACCUUGCUAAGUAUGAAGAUCGAAGUGCUAAGCACGGAGACUGCUGGCGCGGCGAUGAGAGAUCACCGAGUGGUCGUGGCAUUGGUUCCGCUUUUCGGAACACCGUUAAUCAUUUUAGGACUUUUUUUCAUUGGUUUCACGUACUUCGGAUACUCGUCCAGAUACAUCCUCUCAAGCUGCGGCGAAAUUUUCACCUCGAUUCGGGACGGCAUUCGCGUGGACAAUAAGUCCCCGCAGGGCAGCAAACCAUUCAGUUUCGCUCGUUUCGAGAACGUCUUGGAGGGCAACGUGCGAAUCGCCGACGUGUCGGGCAACAUCGAACAGGGGACCGAAAAUGAGGUGGAUGGCGCCGAGGAAGCGUCCGGGGGUAGGUUCGAAAAUCCUUUGUACAGAUCGAAGAGAAGACGCAAAGAGGAGGAAGAUGAGGAGGUGUUGGAUAUGAACUCCCCACUCACAAUCAGUAUGGCCACCUUAAAGGACAAAGUAGAAGAUCGUAUUGAGGAAGUGGACGUGGAUAUCGAUGAGUGAUGCAAUUCUAAG